AUGAGUGGAACUUACCCUUUCCGAUAUUUUAUAUUCAUGAUAAGGAAUGAGCUAAGAAUAUUUGAAUCCAUAGACAUCAAAAUUCCAUUUUAUUUGCUAGGUUAUAUUCUUCCAAAAGAUGAACCGGAAAAAACUUCGCCAUUUGGGAUGGAUAGAUUGAGGGUUGAUAUAAUCAUGAAUAUCAUAUGUAUUUUGCUAGACGAAGGGGUCAUAUACCUAACGCUAUGCGAAAACGAGUUUUCAAAGAAGUUGGCGUUCAGUUACCUCGAUGAUCUAAGGGCGGAAUUCAGACUACGAUAUAUCGACAAAAUCCCAAGAGUCACCCGGCCUUACACCUUUAUCGAGUUCGACAAUUAUAUUCAAAAAUCGAAGAAAUCAUUCGUAGAUUCUAGGAGUAGGAGACAUUUGACCCACAUCAACACGCAAUUGCAAGAUGUUCAAAAGAUAAUGGUACAGAAUAUAGACGAUGUUUUGCAGAGGGGAGAGGCUCUGUCAAUGUUAGAUGAUAAAGCCACUCAUCUGAGCUUGCUCUCCCAAAAAUACAAAAAAGAGGCCCAUGCGCUCAAUUUAAGAAGUUCUUACCUCAAGAUAGGAAUUCUACUUUUCCUUGUCCUUAUAUUGUGCGCUUACAUUCGAUUUUGGUGGUUUUGACGAUAUUUCUAUUUAUUGUAUUAUCUUAUAACUGAAACUUAUUCUUAUUAUUUGCUUCUUUCUAUUCAUCUUAAAUUCUUCUUUCUAUUUUUAAUUUUUUUUUUUAUUCAUUACCAAGAUGUAUUAAUCUUUGAAUUUGUUAUAUCUUUUGAUAUUUUUCAUUUUGUUUUAUUAUUAAAUUUGUUUGUUAUUCAAAAUACCAAUGUAUAUUAAUAAAAUAUUUGAAUGAUAAAUAUUUUGGAGUGCGCCUUAUUCUGCUCACUGAAAAUGAAACACUAAUAAUUAGUUCUAAUUAAUUAAUAUAAGUUGUAUAUAUUAUAUAUUUAAAAAAUAGUAGAUAGUAGCAGCAAGUUGUUCUUGUACCAAUAUUAAUUAAGAAAACAGUAAAUAAAA
Molecule: messenger RNA, 1044 nt
Organism: Gordionus sp. m RMFG-2023
Lineage: Eukaryota; Metazoa; Nematomorpha; Gordioida; Chordodea; Parachordodidae
Product: vesicle-trafficking protein SEC22b-like
Exons: 5
Coding region: 1-651 (216 amino acids)
Biological process (GO): vesicle fusion with Golgi apparatus; retrograde vesicle-mediated transport, Golgi to endoplasmic reticulum; endoplasmic reticulum to Golgi vesicle-mediated transport
Cellular component (GO): Golgi membrane; endoplasmic reticulum-Golgi intermediate compartment; endoplasmic reticulum membrane
Molecular function (GO): SNAP receptor activity
Source: RefSeq, a predicted model, not a curated record